Molecule: messenger RNA, 1113 nt
Organism: Penicillium brevicompactum
Lineage: Eukaryota; Fungi; Ascomycota; Eurotiomycetes; Eurotiales; Aspergillaceae
Exons: 5
Coding region: 1-1113 (370 amino acids)
Source: RefSeq, a predicted model, not a curated record
AUGGAUGAAUUUCUUCACACGCUGGCUUCUCGUGACGAGGACAAUGGAGCAGCUCGUGGCAGGCGGGCAUUGGUCGUGACUGCUGUCUUGACCGCGUUUUCUGUUGUCAUUGUUGCAAUGCGAUUGUAUGCUCGACUUGGUUUGAUGAAAAUCACCGGCCGUGAGGAUUGGGCUAUCUUAAUCUCACUGUUCUUCUCCAUAAUUUAUCUUGCACUAGUUGCUGCCCAAUUCCACUACAGUAUGGGUGUCCACUCUGCGUUGCUUUCCAGUCAUGUGUUACAGCAACAGCUUAAGUGUUUGUGGGCUGCGAUCCCCAUGUACAACGCCAGUCUGGCCUUCACCAAAUUUUCCAUUCUUUUCCAAUAUUUACGAAUUUUCCCAGGCCGUCCCUUCCGUAUCGCAUGUUACGUGGUGAUGGCCAUCGUUGCUGCAUACUCCAGCUGGGCCAUCGUGAGUGGUUACGUGAACUGUGUGCCCGUGGCAAAAUUCUGGAAUCACGAUCUCCCGGGUAACUGUCUGAACUUCGAAGCCGUCUGGUUCUUCAAUGCUUCCAUGAACAUCGCCACCGACGUUGCCCUGCUUAUGUUGCCCAUGCCGCUACUUUCUCAGCUGCAACUACCUCGCAUGCAGAAAUGUGCACUGAUCGGUAUUUUUGCGAUUGGUGUCCUGGUCGUUGUGACUAGUAUCCUCCGCCUAUCGAGUCUCCGCGAGGUAGCCAACAGCCCCGACACAUCCUACAGCAAUGUCGACGCUGCUUACUGGACAGCCGCGGAAUGCAACGUAGCAAUUAUCUGCGCGAGUCUACCCUUCUUGCGACCAAUCAUUAGCCGCAUCUUCCCCAAGCUCCUCUCUACAAACAGCUACAACCGUUACCAGAGCACCAGACCUGCUGGAACAACUGUCACAGGCACUCGCACCCAAACACGCCAUACUCAGCUCUUCAGCCAGAACCAAGACAAGGAGUUUGACAUGUAUUCGAUCAACGUCAAGCCCGGUGACCGCACCAGUCAUAGCUCAUUUGGUGGUAUCGAAGUUACCACAGAGAUGACUAUUGUGCAGGAGGGCAAUAAGCCCGGUAACACCAGUGAGCAGAGGCUGGUCAUGGAUGCGUGA